AUUGAUUUGGCACGACCAAUGGAGAACAUCAAUAAAUUAUCUUACUAAUAUUUAAACUUAUUAGGAUGCUUUUAUAUUUUAUCUAAUAUUUACUUCAACACAUAUAUUCGAUUAAGUCUAUUUAUAUUUAAUAAGUAACAUUUCUAAAACAUACAUGGCGAAAUACAAUUUUUUUUUUAUUAAAUACAAAUAUUUCUAUGAUCACACUUAUAAAACAUUUCUAAAUCCUUCAAACAUUUCUAAAAUAUAUUGCUCCAAAUACAAUUUUUUUUUCAAAUAUAAACAUUUCUAAGAUCUAUAUAUACUUAGAUCCGGGAAAUUGUGCAAAAAUACUACCUGCUUAUAAUACUAAAACAUACUCCACAUGUGACGCUGCCGACUUUUGUUUUUUCUUUAAGGGCCGCCGUUUUGACGGCAGCAAUAUCCCAACCUCCGCUCUUUUUAAUUUUUCUCUUCUCAAAGAAGAAUUGAUUCAAUCCUCAUUUUUUUUUUUUCAAAUUAAUUAGGUCGACUUGCUUAAAACUUGAAGAUGCAAGUUUCACCACUACUCUUUUCCCAAGCUUCGGCCUUGGCUUUUCCUACCGCCGCCGGCAAUCUUCUUAGCCUUAUAUAUAAUAAUAAAUUGAAGAUUUGCAAAGAAUUAGAGAAUGCUUGGUGACGGUAUGGAGUUUUCUGCCUGUUGAUGUACAUGUGGUGGUACAACAACAACAUGCUCACUUGCCCGAUUUUUUAAUUAGAGAAACACCACAUCCACAAAGAAUCUCCUUUCUGAUUUGAUUCAAAAAAAAAAAAAAAAUUUAUUUCUUGUCAAUUGAUUGUUAUUUUUCUGGGUUAAAUGCUCAUAGACGAACUAAUAAUCUAUUUAUAUCCAAAUGUUUGCAUCAGCCUUCAAUCGUUGCGGCAUUUUCUUGCUUCCUUGAAGAUGUCUUAUCUCUCUAUUGUUGGGGCUCUCCUGUCGCCCGCGGUCAAGAAGGCAUUUGACCUAGCUUCUGAGGAGCUUGGUCGUAUGUGGAAUGUCAAUGAAGAUAUUGAAUCACUUGCUAAGAAGUUGACAUUCCUCCAAGCUUUGUUAUCCGAUGCACAAAAAAAACAACUGAACAGUGACGUACUUCGACUUUGGCUAAAGGACAUCCAGUCAAUUUCCGUUGAUGCCGAGAUUGUAUUGGAUGAUUUUGGCUAUGAAGUAAUUCGUCGAAAGGUUAAAAAGAAACAGAUGUUAGGAGAGUGUUUUCCUUUUAAUCGUUUUCCAUUUAAUCGGGAAAUGAGUAACAAGAUCAAGAGUGUUUUAUCUUCCUUGGAUCAAGUUUGUGAAGAAGCAAGCAAGUUUGGCCUUCAUCCAGUUGAUUUGAUCAACACACUCCCUCAUGUUGGAGCAGUUAGGCCAACGUAUCCUUUCAUAGGCGAUUCAGAACGUGUGGGAAGGGAGGAUGAUGUCUCAAAGGUGAUACACAUGUUAAUACAUUCCAGUUACGGCUAUGCCUUACCAGUUGUUACUAUACUUGGAAUGGGCGGCCAAGGGAAGACAACGCUUGCCAAGGUUGUGUACAACAAUCACAUGGUUAGGGAAAACUUUGAUAAAACAAUAUGGAUUUGUGUCUCUGAUAACUUCAACAUUGCAAGGUUGUUAGGAGAGAUUUUGCAAUCUGUGUCAGGAAUUAACCGUCAACUGACCAAUGCUGAAUCUUUAGUGAAUGAGCUUCAAAAACAUCUAAGAGGCCAACGAUAUCUGCUAGUGCUUGAUGAUAUGUGGAACAAAGAUAAGGUUCAAUGGGAAGAAAUGAGGAAUUGUUUGCUUGAUAUCGGUGGUUCCAAAGAAAGUAAGAUCUUGGCCACCACACGGAGCGAGGAAGUUGCUGAGACAAUGAAAACACCAGAUUCAGAUAUCCAUCGGGUUCAACCACUCUCCGAGGACGAAAGCCGGGAAUUAUUUGACAAGUUUGCAUUUGCAGCUGGUAGGGCUAAAAAAACACCUCAACUGAUGGAAAUAGGCAAAAGGAUUUUAAAAAAGUGUGGAGGCCUUCCUCUAGCUAUCAAGACAAUCGCCACAACUCUCAGCUCUAAGCAUUUUGAACAUGAGUGGUUGACGAUUGAAAAAAGUAAGUGGUGGAAUGCUACGCAAGAAAAUUCAGUUCUUUCUGUUAUCAAGCUAAGUUAUGAUCACUUGCCCUCGCCAUCAAUCAAACAAUGCUUUGCAUUUUGUGCUAUCUUUGAGAAGGAUAAGAUCCUGAAAAAGGAUGAACUCAUACAACUGUGGAUGGCACAGGGUCUGUUAAAUACAGGUGAGAAAAGUGAUUUGCUCAUGGAAGACAUAGGCAACGUCUACUUCAACAUUCUUUUGAGGAGUUCUUUAUUCCAAGACGUUGAAAUGGAUGAGGAUAAUAACAUAUGGAGAUGCAAGAUGCACGAUCUCGUGCAUGAUGUUGCAUUGGAAGUCUCCAAGGAACAAAUCUCCCAUGUAGUAGUAGUAGAAGGGAAGCCCAUAACGAAAACGAUUGAAACUCUGCAUGUGUCACUCAAUGCCAUGGAAAAUGGUUGGCCUAUUUCAAGCGAAAGUCUGAAGAACUUAAAAAGUGUUCUUCACAGAAAUUUGCGAACACUUUAUUGGAAAGGGCCGAUGUCUGGAACCCUAUUUAAAGAUUUGUCCGAAGAAUUUGAACGCCUCACUAUUUUGAUAGUUCAUGAUGCUUAUGUAGGUGAAAUGAAAUUGCCAAAUUCAAUCGGUAAGAUGAAACAUUUGAGGUUUCUUGGCCUUGAAGUUGCUCAGAUAGAUAAUCUUCCAGAGUCCUUUUCAAAGUUAUACUAUUUGCAAACCCUAAGAGUUUAUAAAUUGGAUGGGAUACCAAAGGGAUUCGGGAAUUUAAUAAACUUGCGGCAUCUUUAUAUUGGCUCGCAAGACCAACGUAUGGAGAAUAUUUCUCCUCUGGACAGGUUAUUUGAUGAAAUUUUGUUUCCAGGAAUAGGCCGAUUGACCAAUCUUCAAACAUUAUCGGUAUUUAAUGUGAAGAGAAGUGAGGGAUGUGCAAUACAAGAAUUGGGAAACAUGAACAAGUUGACAGGCAUGCUAAGUAUACGUCAUCUGGAAAAUGUGGGCAGCCGCGCAUCUGCCAAGAUGGCCAAAUUGUGGGAGAAGUCAAGAGUUCAAAGAUUACAACUUUUAUGGAAUAGAGAAGGGGGAGAAGAAGGCGGCGAUGAUAUUGAGGUAUUGGAGGGAUUAAAGCCACAUUCAAAUCUAAAAAUCUUGGGAAUCAAGGGUUAUCAGGGCCAAAAGUUUGCAUCCUGGAUGGUAGCAAAGGAAUAUCCAUCAGCAGUACUCCACAAUCUUAAGAUUCUUAAAUUGCAGGAUUUGGAUAAAUGUGAAAACCUCCCAACACUUGGACGCUUGCCUUACCUUGAGAAUCUAUAUCUACGGAAUAUGGGAAGCAUAAAGCGUAUAGGAGAAGAAUUCUACGGUUGGUCAAAUGAUGAUUUGGGAACCAGGAGUAGUACUCCUGGUAGCAGCAGUAGUAAUGGUUCAGUAAUUACUCUCUUUCCAGCAUUGAGGAUAUUUGAUUUAGAUCAGUUGGACAGUCUGAGGGAGUGGUUUGAUGUGAUGGGAGCAUUUCAAAGUCACAAUUCAUCGUCAUCCGUGCAAGUAAAAGUAUUUCCUCAUUUAGAGGAGCUGCAUAUGAUGAAUGUUCCCUGCAUUUUGCCCAAUUUAGGUGACCGGCCAAGUCUUCGAGUAUUGCGGAUAUGGGGUUUAAAGGAUACGCCGAUUUCCUCCUCAUUCAACCCCGCUCAACCUCGGUUCCCAUCUCUAGUUGUGCUAGGGAUUAAUGAAUGUGGAGAAACAACUGAAGCAUUAUGCGACCUCAUCCCAAGUUCGACCCCACUUCAAGACUUGGACAUUUCGGCUGGCAUCAAAACAUGGCCCAAGGACCUGCACCACUUAACCAGACUUCAGAAUUUAACUCUACGAGAUUCCGUCUGGAUUGAGGAUGACGAGGAUGAGGAGGAUGAUUGUCUUCCGUGGCCAUAUCCGUACAUCUGUGAUGAUGCUACGAGUCAUCCUCCUCCUGUGUCUCUUACUUCUCUCACAUUGGAUGGAGCAUCAAAAUACCCCAACGUCACUCAUCUACCUGCUCAAAUUCAGUAUGUAACCACCUUGGAGCAUUUAGAGAUACGAGGUUUCGUUGGGUUAGAAUCUCUUCCUGAAUGGUUGCGUAAUCUCCAUCGUCUUCAGAGAUUCCUACUUAGAGGCUGCGAGAACCUCAAGCAGCUGCCAUCGGCUGAAGCAAUUGGAAGACUUACAAAUUUACGCUACUUAACAAUCAUAGACUGUCCGAUCCUGAAAGAGAGAUGCAGGGAGGAAAGUGGGUCGGAGUGGCCCAAGAUUGCCCAUAUUCCCUCUUUGCGAAUUAUCUGAGAUCAUUGCUGGAGCACCGGCCUAAGCCAUUGAAGCUCAGCAAAGGCGAAGGCUGAAUCCAAAGAAUUUCUAGCAUCGAGUGGCGAUUUCAGGUCUUCGGUGGAUUGAAGGACUUCAGAAGAGCUGGCUCCGUUACUUGGAAUUAUGUUGAUUGUUUGGUCCAUAAAAGGCUGAAAUUUCCUUCAAGUUUCUGGUUAGUUUCAGUUUCCAGCCAACUCCUCUAAUCUUCGUUGAGUGAAAUAAAUAAACGUUACCUAGUGCUAACAGCUAAAUAUGAUUUCUCUCAACAGAAAAAGUCAUGUUUAACAUUUUAGGCUCGAUAUUGAAAUUUCAAGCUUCAAAAUGUUUAAUAAAAGUAUAUAAAAAGGUUAUAAUAAAUGUAGUUUAUGAUUAGGAGAAGAAAGAGCUGCUUCUUGGUAGAGGAGCAUAUGAUACAUACUACAACCAGUUGAUAUAAAUGAUUUAACAAGUAAUGCUCCGUUCCAGAACAUUGAUGUAUAAGUUAAUAUAAAAGCCCCACUUGGCCAAUUAAUUUCUUACGAUUUGAUUGGCCAAUGCUUUUUUUUUUUUUUAAUUAUGGUCAACUCAAUCAUAUCAAGUAUACUAAACAUUAGUUAUCAAUAAAUUUUUAAUUGUGUUCGCAUUUAGUUUGUUUCCAACUCUGAAAAUGGAUUACCUCUUUUUUCUUGUUAUGAAACUUGACUAUUUGUUUGGGACAAAAUUUUUUAUGAAAUUGUAUCUUUUAAAAAAAUACUUACAUCGUUGUUUUCAUAUGAAGGAUCUUGGGGUUCUUAAGUACUUUCAUGGUCUUGAAGUGAUCCGUCAUUCUUCUGGUAUUUUUCUGUGUCAGCGUAAGUAUGCUUUGGAUAUUAUUUCUGAGGUUGGAUUGUUGGGAGUUAAGCUGCUUGUGAUCAAAAAGAGCGGCCGCCAUAAACUCAAAUUGCCGUAAUACCGUCUGUUGUUUAGGGUUUAUACAUAUAUACAUACAUAUAAUAUAACUCAGCCGUAAAGCGGUAACUAUUGUACCGUAAAAUACACUAUUACUAAUUACAUCCGUAUGACUAUAUUUUCUGGGCAACGAUUGUAGUAUCUAUUAAAAUUCAUGGUGCUGGGACGAUCAAAAUCAUACUGCAAGUUUUGGGUGUUUGAUGAAUUGCAUGACGUCUUUCCAUAAGAUAUACUACUCAGGUUGAAACAUGCACUUUUUAAAAAGCAAGUAAUGAAACCCCAUUUCGGGGUUAUUAUUAAUUGUCAAAGUUGUCUACGAAUGAUGAUCAAGGGGUAACAAUUGAAUUUUCAACUAACCACAACUUAUGUUUUAUGCAGUUAGUAACCGGCAUAACAUUGAUUCAAACUACCAGAACAGUUGGCAAGGAGACCUCAAAUUCAAAGCUGGCUGCAGGGCAAGCACAGGAUUGAGGGAAUUGGAGUUAACCGCGAAAUGAGUAGUCUAACGGAGUGGUUUGAUAUAAUCGGAGCUGUUCAAAGACAUAAUUCAUCAUCAUCAUCAAUUAUGCAAGUGAAGGUGUUGUUUGGAGGAGAUGAAGAUGUUCUGGGUUCCCUGUAUUUUUUGCCAAAUUUAGGUGAUCUACAGUCUUCCAGAAUUGGUGAUAGUAUAUGGUUUAUAAGAAAUGCCAAUUUCAUCUUCAAACUCCUCUCAACUCUUUCAAUCUCUACACCGUCUACGGAUCCUAGAUUCACAUUGUGGAAUUUUUACAUUGUGUCGCAACAUUUACUAAAGUAAUUAUUUCUUGUAUGAAUUCACUCUUUUUGUCUAUAAUUUCUUCGAAAUAAAUAUUGAUAACUUCACAUGUUAAAAUGACUUACGAAAU
Oldenlandia corymbosa var. corymbosa is the source of this 6234-nucleotide messenger RNA. The record is from the annotation of a GenBank genome assembly. Lineage: Eukaryota; Viridiplantae; Streptophyta; Magnoliopsida; Gentianales; Rubiaceae.